CUAAACCUGGACAAGAACCACCGCCAAUCCUGAAGGAUUAGCUCCUUCCGCUGUGCUGUGAGUGACCCAAGAAUAACAAGGAUUACAGUGCUACCUCGGCCACAGAAAUGGUCCUUCCUUCAGUGAUGGUCUUGCCCCUGCUGAUCGUCACAGCGGCGGGGGUAUACUACAUCUACAAUGAGGUCAUGCAGUACAUGGCCAAGUCUUUCGUGCGGAACAAAGUGGUGGUGAUCACAGAUGCUGUGUCCGGUGUGGGAAAUGAGUGUGCUCGUCUCUUCCAUAAGGGCGGAGCCAGGCUCAUCCUGUGCGGCGCUAACUGGGAUAAAUUGGAGUCUCUGUAUGACUCUUUGACAAAUGAUGCUGACCCCAGCGAGACAUUUGCCCCUAAACUGGUUAUCCUGGACUUUAGUGACACGGAGAGCACGCCGGACGUGACUGCCGAGGUAGUGGACUGUUAUGGCUGUGUGGAUGUGUUAAUUUGUAACAGCAGCAUGAAGCUCAAGGCUCCAGUGCAGAGUGUCUCUCUGGAACUUGACAGAAACAUCAUGGACAUCAACUACUUUGGCCCAACCACCUUGACCAAAGGAAUUCUUCCCACCAUGAUUCCAAGAAGAUCAGGACAAAUAAUCUUGGUCAACAGCAUCCAAGGCAGACUGGCAGUUCCCUUCAGAAGUUCUUAUGCAGCCUCGAAGCAUGCGGUACAGGCCUUCUUUGACAGCCUCCGGGCUGAGGUGGAAGAGUACGGGAUCACCGUGAGCACCGUCAGUCACACUUUCAUCGAUGCCACUGUUCUGCCAUCUCCUGAGAAGCCUGCCUCCAAACCAAACAGCUUGGCUGCAUUUAUUGCCAGCCAGCUGACCCAUGGGGUGCGUCCUUCAGUCCUGGCCAAUGAGAUUAUGCGAACGGUGAACAGGAAGAGGAGGGAGGUUGUGCUGGCCCACCCCAUCCCCAGGGUGGCAGUCUACCUCCGAUCUUUCCUACCUUCUGUCCUCUUUGCUGUACUGGGUGCUGGAGUGAAGGACUCUGUCUUGGCUGAGCAGAUGCAGUAA
Molecule: messenger RNA, 1049 nt
Organism: Phycodurus eques (leafy seadragon)
Lineage: Eukaryota; Metazoa; Chordata; Actinopteri; Syngnathiformes; Syngnathidae
Gene: dhrs7cb
Product: dehydrogenase/reductase (SDR family) member 7Cb
Exons: 7
Coding region: 108-1049 (313 amino acids)
Biological process (GO): regulation of release of sequestered calcium ion into cytosol by sarcoplasmic reticulum
Cellular component (GO): sarcoplasmic reticulum membrane
Molecular function (GO): all-trans-retinol dehydrogenase (NAD+) activity
Source: RefSeq, a predicted model, not a curated record